AAUUCGAAUCCAAUCCUAACCCAACUCAACCAUGGUUGGAAUUUGUGGCUUACAACUUACUCCGCGUUUGUUUUGAUUCCUAUAAAUACACACCCAAUAGCCCUCAUAUUCUAAGAAGUCUAAGAAUAUUUGAGUUUCUCUGAGGUUGUUAUCUUCAGUUGCACACAGCUUAAAAGGCUUUCGUACGGAGAUUUCUACUUUCAAAACCAGCAAGGUACAUGGUUGAGUUAGACAUUCAGAUUCCAUCUGCUUUCGACCCAUUUGCUGAGGCGCAGGACACUGAUGCCCCUGGGGCCAAAGAGAAUGUACACGUUCGAGUUCAGCAAAGGAAUGGAAAGAAGUGCCUGACUACGGUGCAGGGGUUAAAGAAAGACUUUAGCUACGAGAAGAUCCUCAAGGAUCUUAAGAAGGAGUUUUGCUGCAACGGCAAUGUUGUUCAGGAUAAAGAGUUGGGUAAAAUAAUUCAACUCCAAGGUGAUCAGCGCAAGAACGUGUCCCAGUUCCUUGUUCAGGCGAGUCUUGUCAAGAAAGAUCGCAUCAAGAUUCAUGGUUUUUGAAGACUUUGGUUCUUGGGUCAUGUUUUCCUGAUACAAUUUCAAUAACAAAAUAAGGUUUAUGUGUGGGGAUUGUUUAAGGGUUUGGUUCUGUUAUUUCAGCUUGUUUUUACUUUUUUUUUUUGGGUUUUACCAUAUGAAGACACCAGAUACAUGUGAUGCUAUUUUGUUAUUCUUAAUAAAUAUGGAAACUACUUUAUUUUCUAAA
Cannabis sativa is the source of this 762-nucleotide messenger RNA. Its product is annotated as protein translation factor SUI1 homolog. Lineage: Eukaryota; Viridiplantae; Streptophyta; Magnoliopsida; Rosales; Cannabaceae. Gene Ontology annotation, molecular function: RNA binding; translation initiation factor activity. Gene Ontology annotation, biological process: translational initiation. The transcript is spliced from 2 exons. The record is from RefSeq and is a predicted model, not a curated record. The coding region runs from base 219 to 557 and encodes 112 amino acids.